AAUACUGCUGAAAGAACAACUACUACACCAUCUAGAAUAUCUCAAGAUAAAAGUAAACCUUUUUCUCGAUCAACUACUCCCAAUCAAGAAGCUGCAAUAAAACAAUCAUCAAGAGGCAGAAUUAUAAGACCUACGAAACGUUUUCCUGACUAAACUCUGAAAAGAAACACAAAGGGAAAGAUAUGGUUAACCUCUAUGGUUAUUUAAUUAAUAUUUAAGCAUAUGUUUUUAUUUUAUUAUCAUACGAAAAAAGCUGAUGGUGUUUGAAAACAAAAUUUUAAGGUGCAUCUAUGGUCCCAUAAAUGAAGAUGGAAUAUGGAGAAUACUCAGCUAAUAAAGAGAUUUGAGAGCUAUACAGAGACCCGGACAUAAUAGCCCAAAUCAAAAGCAGAAGACUCAGGUGGGCAGGCCAUAUCGCAAGAAGAGAACAAAAUGCAACAGUUAAAGCGAUAAAUGAAGGACUACCAAGAGGAAAGCGGCCCUUGGGACGACCACGGCUUCGCUGGAAGGACCAAGUGGAAAAGGACUUGAGAAGAUUGGGGGCAGAGGCUCAAUGGAUGCAAGACAGAGAGAGAUGGCGAGGCAUUGUUGGCGAGGCCAAAAACCUUCUGAGGUUUAAGUGGCCUAAUAGAUUGAUAUCUUCCCCAAUCACUAAUCAAGGGAAAUUCUUAUCAGUCCCUGCCAUACAACCUGCACUUCAAAGUCCAAACUCUGGGUCAAGAAACUGCAAUUCUUAUAAGAACAAACUUUACUCACCUUCAGAAGGGAGAAGAUCGCCCCAAGCACUUAAGGCUGCAAGAUGUUUAUUUUCCCCACAAAGAAGCCCCAGACCAUCGCUAGCUAAAAGAUUGUAUCCGACAUCACAUAAGAGUGAUGAGAGAACACCUCCUUCAUUUGACACGCCACUCCGCAAAUCCAUGUCUACCGCAAGUUUUUAUACAAAUAACAAAGAAAGUUUUAUUCUUGGAAGAGGUAGUUACGGUUUGGUGGUGGAAGGAAGAUAUAAAAACAAAAAUAUUGCAGUAAAAAUAAUGUCGCAGUGCCAGAAACAAGAUGAAGUGUUAAACAGCGAGAUGAACGCGUUGAAAUUAAACCACCCAAACCUCAUCAAGGUGUUUCAGGUGAUGGUUGAACCGGAUGUAAACAUUGGUUUUGUCUUUAUGGAACUGAUCUGGAGUAAAACUCUAGAAAAUGUUCUUCAGGAUCAGAUAGUCAAACAAAUAGACAAACUGAGAUACCUAAAGCAGAUUGGUAGUGCUUUACAAUACUGCCAUAGCAACAGUAUUUUGCACUUAGACGUGAAACCGAAAAAUGUCAUUGUCAUAGCUGAGGAAAAAACUUGCAAACUGUGUGAUUUUGGAAGCUCUUAUGAUCAGUUCAACACAAGCUUGAUAAAUAAUCCUAGAAAGGGAACUGUAAAGUACUCCGCCCCAGAACUCCUUAAAGGUGAACACCCAACAGAAAAGGCAGAUGUUUACUCUUUUGGAAUCACAAUGUGGCAAACAAUUUAUCAAGAAGUGCCUUAUGGGAUAGAGGACCUACAUCAAGUAGUGUAUAAGGUUGUCAAGAACAACUAUCGUCCGAUGAGUUGUUCACCUAUCAACUCAUCAGUUCACCACAUAUAUGAAGCUUGCUGGCAAGCAGACCCCCAAAAAAGGCCAUCAAUGUCACAGGUGCUACAAAUGUGUCAAAAGUAGUUGUGGUAUGAGGAGAUAAAACUAUAAGUCUCAAAUAGUAAAAAAAUUAUAUUUACAUACAAGACAUUAAUGGAAUUUUCUUGUUUUGUCAACAAAACAUUAAUUUUCUCCAGGCAUGUCUCCUCCAGGCACCAACUAAAAAACAAGAAAGAUGUUGAUGGUUAAGGGUGAUAAUAGAAUUAAUUAACUUAUUUUAUUGUAUUAUGAGUGUUUUGUUAGUGUUAAUGUGAAAGUUAAAUUUUAAAAGUUUGGCU
Macrosteles quadrilineatus (aster leafhopper) is the source of this 1951-nucleotide messenger RNA. RefSeq names its product serine/threonine-protein kinase mos-like. The coding region runs from base 558 to 1697 and encodes 379 amino acids. Gene Ontology annotation, biological process: protein phosphorylation. Gene Ontology annotation, molecular function: ATP binding; protein kinase activity. The transcript has 7 exons. NCBI's taxonomy places the organism in Eukaryota, Metazoa, Arthropoda, Insecta, Hemiptera, Cicadellidae. The record is from RefSeq and is a predicted model, not a curated record.